This is a messenger RNA of Fusarium keratoplasticum, 684 nucleotides long. RefSeq lists its product as uncharacterized. The transcript has 2 exons. Bases 1 to 684 code for a protein of 227 amino acids. NCBI's taxonomy places the organism in Eukaryota, Fungi, Ascomycota, Sordariomycetes, Hypocreales, Nectriaceae. The record is from RefSeq and is a predicted model, not a curated record.
AUGGGUUCUCACGCCGAGAACAUUGCCAAGCUUCAGCAGUACACUGCGUGUGAUAUCUCAGAUGCCCUCCUAAAGCUCAAGGUGCCCGGUGCCGGCUUCAUUGCCGACCUUGACCUCUACAGCCACCCGGAGAGCAAGCCGGCUUCGGUUACCAUCGCUCCAGUCUCGACAGUCUUGUUCGCUCGCAAAGGAGAAGAUCUGCCAGAGCCAAAGAACAUUCCCAGCGGUGUUCACUGGGCUGAUCUGACACAACCAGGAACGAUUGUUGUUCUCAAGCAGCCAGAGGGUCAGAAGAAUGCCGUCUGCGGUGGUAUUAUGGCAGUUCGCAUGAAGGUGUGCCAAGCCAAGGGCAUUAUCGUGGCUGGGCGCGCCAGGGAUAUCGAGGAACUCAAGAGCACCUCCUUGCCUAUUUGGGCCCGUGGAUUGUCCACUGUCGGAGCCGGUGGCGGAAGUGUGCCCUGGGCCACCCAGGUACCUCUGGACAUUGACGGAACCCUCGUGUCUCCAGGCGACCUGGCAUUUAGCGAUCCAAUCAACGGGGUGGUCGUCAUCCCUCAGGACAAGGUGUCUGCGGUGGUCGAAUUGCUGCCCAGGCUGACGUCGGCCGACGACAAGGUCAAGGAGGAUGUUCUCAAGGGGGUGACAGUCUACGAGGCCUUUAAGCUACACCGAAGUAACCUGUGA